CACAGCCAUCCCCACACCAAGCAUAUGAAAGCUGACGACGACUCUACCUACUCCACUAUUCUCCAUCCACCAUGACCACCCUCCAGGAUGCUUUCUUGCUCUGUAGCCUUUUCCACUGUACGCUCAGCGAGGGUAAGCACAGCCAAACCGGUACACUUGCACUAGAAUGUGUCACGGUCCAAUUCGCCGCCACCUCUUCUUCUUCGUCGUCUUCGCCUGCUUUCAUGGGUGACGACCGCCCGGACCACCACGUAUACCUCAUUCUACGAAUCAAAGAUACCGAAAUCCCCAUCGAACCCGGUCGGAAUGUGCAGACGCAUCUCUCAGAAUCGGGAACACGCACAUACACAUUCCUGCCUACGAGCUCCGAUCCGUCCGAACUCGUCCUUACCGUCGCUCUGCCGGAUAUUCCCGACUCACACUACCUCGAGGACAUCGAAGUCUUCGAAGGAGUUUUGGGACAGUACGCUGUGCUGCGUCCCCCUUUUCAAGCUGCUGCCGAGGAAGUUCCGCUGCCGACCAACAUCUACGAUAAGGAGGAUAUGAAGGAUCUCAGGGGACACCUGGUUCUCGUGAACCAGGACAACGGGGAGGUCGUGGGAGAAUUCGAGCAGAAGUUCGAGGUCAAGGAGGAUCCGAUGUUGACGAAGAGCGAGUCCAAAGCUUCGGAUCCGGUGAUCAUCGAGGUAGAAGAGUCGACUGAUCUUGCAGCGCGCGAUGCGGAUGCGCUUCAGAUCUUUGCGCGAGCGAUCCCGCCAGACCAGCGAGACUGGAUUACGAGCAGUGCGACACUCAUCAGUCAUGCUAUCUCCGGCUCAACCACCCUUGUCAUUCGCGCCCUUUCAGCGGGCACGUCUUACUACACCAAUCAUACCAAGCCCGCUCCAGCUCCAGCUCCCGGUGCAUCAUCCAAUGCACUUGCCUUCGUCUCGUCGUCGAGAACCAGACAGGGCCUCGCCGCAGUGCACUCCGUCAGCGGACAGGCGGUGAAAGUGAGCUCGAAGACUGUGAAGUUGAUCGACGAGAUGAUUAAGAAAGCGAUGGGGAACUCGAAGGGUAAGGGCCGCUCGCUUGCUCCGCCGCUGCCCUCGAGGACACCAUCGCCGUCUCGGAAUCUCGACCCGCCGCCGCCCCCGUAUAGCCGGACGCCAAGUCCCACGACAGACGCUAAGCCACCUCUUCCACCCCGCAGACAGCCGUCGCCAGGGCUGGGUCCAGGCCCACCACUGCCGGCUCGUAAAACCGCAGCCGACACCAGUCAAAUGCAUCAAGGCAAGCUAUCGAAGAAGGCGCGCGUAGUUCUUUCACUUGACCUUAUCCUGGCCACCAUCGACCAUUCCACGCGCCGAAUAUUAGAUGAAGGAUCAAGGAAUCUAGAGAGAGCGGUCGGCCAUCAAUAUGGGCCACAGGCAGCAGAGACCUCGGUGCUCGCUGCGGGAACCGCGAAGAAUCUGGCGCUGGUCUACAUUGACAUGCGCGGGAUCGGACGGCGGGCUCUUCUCAGACGAGCAGGCAAGGAGUUCGUCAAGGGCCGUUUGCAUGGGUGAUCUUACACCAAUAUCUUCUUGGACAACAUACGAUCUGUUUCUCGGAUACAAUGUACAACACAACAACUAUCACCGCUAUGCUCAGGUCAUCGAUGGAAUGAUAAAGCAGGUGACCUGGUUGUCGCGGGAGACGGCCUUGCUCGCCUCGCCGCUGACGUUGACGGAAGUGACGGCUUUCCCGCCCCACGGCUGGGACGACGCGUGGGACCAGCUGUUCCCGACUGGCUGACGGGCAAGCUGGUCGCCGACGUACCACACCGCCUCGCCGGCGCCGUCCCAGAAGAACGCGAAGCCGGUGAAGGUGUAGGAGUGCGAGAUCAGGAAACGGGUCACGCCGUCCUCGCUGGUGGCAGUAGCGGUGAUGCUGCCGGCGUGGUUCGGGAUGUUGCCAUUGCUUCCGUAGGAGAGGAGGUGGAUCUUGCCUGGUCCGCGGGCCACAACGAUGACCGGCGCGCCCUGGAUGAAUGCUUGCGUAGAGCUCAUUCUGAAAUCAGGUGCUUUGGGAGCCUUUUAUAUCGCCUGCGUCCCAGUAAUUCGCUCAAUUCCUCGGAUCGUCUCAGUAGCUUUCCUCUUAGAUUCGCCGUCGUCCUCUGCUCCCUCAACUCUUUGCGCCAGGGUGCCACUGAUUGAUGCAACUACGAUCCAGUUGGUUGUUCUGUCCCUUACGAUCGAACUCGAUAGACUCGGCAGCCGUCAGAUGCGGUAACUUGAGGGGGGACGUCGUACAUCCUGAUGUGACGCAAGCCUGGGAGUCACCUCGCAAUGGCCGCGCCAUUCGAGAGGCUGGAUAUCUAUGGAAUCAGAGAACUCGAGAGAUCUUCAGCGUUGCGUAUCGGCGCUUAUAAGUGGACCGCGUGCAAAAGCAAUACACAUGAGAAUUUGAACCGACACACUUAAUAAACAAGGCGGUCAUGAGGACAUUUCGGCAGACCCUCGACGUGACACCCAGCAUUCCAGGGUGACAGGAAAUUUCGUGUGAGCUCACGGUAUACUCAGGGACUCAGCGCGGAGUUCACUCACGCCCCAACCGAGCAAAGUCGCAGUCAAUGGUCUGACACUGACAAGCUCCAUCUUAGCUCGUUGACGUACCACCAGCGCCAGCGGACAUGUGCUAAUGGGUCGCGAUAUGCAUCAAAUGACACAGCUAUGCCAUAGAAAAAAUCCACCAGAGUCGAAUCAUAAUGCAUAGCGGACUUACUGGCCGAAUACCAAUCCAUCGAGCGAACUGAACGGAUAGUUCGUCUGCUUGGAGCUUGACUGAUUCUAGUGGGGCUUAUGAACAUUUAGAAUUGGAGAAAGAUCGAUACAUUGAAAUACUCUGCCUAGCAGAGAUAUAUUGACUGGUGAAGACGUUCAGGUUGGAAAUCGAACCAGAUCACGUGAUAUAUGGUUGGAUUAAGAUGUUCAUUGCAUAGACGGCCAAGAAAGUCGAGAGAAUUAUCCACAG
This is a messenger RNA of Mycena citricolor, 2994 nucleotides long. Lineage: Eukaryota; Fungi; Basidiomycota; Agaricomycetes; Agaricales; Mycenaceae. The record is from the annotation of a GenBank genome assembly.